This is a messenger RNA of Pangasianodon hypophthalmus (striped catfish), 2776 nucleotides long. Its product is annotated as olfactory receptor 6N1-like. The coding region runs from base 939 to 1883 and encodes 314 amino acids. Gene Ontology annotation, biological process: G protein-coupled receptor signaling pathway. Gene Ontology annotation, cellular component: membrane. Gene Ontology annotation, molecular function: G protein-coupled receptor activity; olfactory receptor activity. The transcript has a single exon. NCBI's taxonomy places the organism in Eukaryota, Metazoa, Chordata, Actinopteri, Siluriformes, Pangasiidae. The record is from RefSeq and is a predicted model, not a curated record.
CGUUGCUCCCCCUUCUGGCUACACCUUGGACUUCGCUCCCCCCACUGGCUGCGCAGUCGCUGUCGCUUUGUUCCCGUGCUCUGCCUUGGAUGUCACCCUUAGCUAUGCAGAAGAGAUGACUCCAUCUUACUGCCUGGUAGAACAUGUUGCGUUUCCUGCUGGCUACGCUAAGGGUAGCGCUCCCAGUGAACCUUGUUGGCCUAAGGGCCCUUAUCAACUAAGAAACAUCUCGCCUGGCUAUCCAGGACCCCUUCUUUACUAUAUUUUGCACUUCGGGACACACAUUAAGGGGGAGGGGUUGGUUCUGUAAUGGUAGCUCCAAUGGGCUAAUCACAUGUCACUAAUCACAGGCACCUGUGUCUCUUUAUACCUUGUUAGUACCACCAGUUAAGUUCUAGUUUUUAAGUGUUUCACCAUCAAUUUUUUUGUGGCUGUUUUAAUGGUUGUAGUUGUUGUCUGUUGUCGUGUAUGCCACAGUAUUGCUUAUAGCCUGUAUAUUCUUUUCUUCCUGUCCACAGUUCAUGUUUAUGGUUCAUCUUUUCACAGUUUUGCUUGUUUUGUUUUGUUUGUACUUUAUACAAUAAUUAUUCACACUUGCAUCUACCUCCCUCUACCACUCCUGCCAGGGACCAAUGAGCUCAAGCAUACUGAAUUAUAUAAAUACCAUGAAACUUUUCCCCAGACCCGUUUUUACCCUUUUGGCAGAAGAAGUGUACUGGAUCCCUUAUACAGCAUUACAGCAUUAUUGCAGAAGAACUCUACAGUAUUGGAACACUGGAAGUACAGUUCUAGUCUCACUUUAAGUACGAUUAUAAUGUCACUUUAAUGAUUUUGGACACUUUAAAUAACAACUUGAAAGACUACUGGACAACAGAGUGAUAAUUCUUUAUUGAAGAUAACAUUUUAAAACAACUUUAAACUACUAAGCAGAGAGGAAAAUGGCUCAAAAUGUUUCCAGAAAAACAAUCAGUGAAUUUGUUAUUACAGGAUUUGACCAUUUUGAAAAACCAAUGAUUCUUGGAAUUGUCGUACUUACUGUAUAUAUUCUAAUAAUGCUUGGUAACCUUGCAAAUAUAUGCCUCAUUGUUAUGGACAAAUGUCUGCACCAGCCAAUGUAUCUCUUCAUCUGCAAUUUAGCAAUCGUAGACAUGCUGUACUGUACAUGUUCAUGUCCAACUAUGAUAGGGAACCUUUUAAUUGGUGUUAAAACCAUCUCUUAUGUACCAUGCAUUAUUCAGAUGUUUGUGUUUGGUUUAGGUUUUGUGAUGGAGGUGUUUACAAUUUCUGUCAUGGCUUUUGACAGAUUACUUGCCAUAAUCAAACCUCUGCACUACCAUACUAUUCUGACAAAUGUACGUUCUGUUAUUCUCACUUUCUCGCUGUGGAUUCUUGGUUCUGCUACAGUAGCUGUCAUGCCUGGAACUGUUCUUCCGCAACCUUUCUGUUACACUACACUUAAAUUCAUAUUUUGUGACUAUGGAUCUGUUGUCAGAGCCACUUGUGUAGAUCCUAACCCAUAUUUUGAUUUGAUGGCAAUUUUAACUUUCUUUCUGCUGUUUGGAACAUUCAGUUUCAUCUGUGGCUCUUACAUAAUGAUAGUUAUAGUCAUUGUCAAAAUGCCCUCAAAGGGUAGCAAGAAAAAAGUGUUCAACACAUGCUUUAGUCAUUUGAUAGUUGUAGUGUGCUAUUAUGGCCCUACUUUUCUUAUAACCAUUUUAACUAGGACAGGUAUAGUUCUCACAAUAGAGGAGCGACAUGGGUUCAGAAUUGGCACAAUUCUUGGUCCAUCCUUGGUAAAUCCUUUCAUAUAUUCUUUUAGAACCAAAGAGAUCAGAAACAAAAUCUUGAGAAUUGUGUCUAAAGUUGGACCAAGCAAAGAAUAAUGUGGGGAUAAAUAUGCUGUUUUGACUUUCUUUUCACAUUUACGUAAAAACUGAGUAAAGGCUCAUAGGCCCACAAAACAUACAAAAUGUAAACCAGUGUAGUGUGUAGUAUUCUCAACAACAGAUUUCAGUCUUCAGUAAUCUUCAUGAAUGAACCAUUCAUGAAUGACUGCUAACAUUGCUAAGACAUUUCACAUUGGUGAUUUUGAUUACAUGACUUUCAUUCUGUAAAACCAAUGAGAUAAAAAGCUUUUUUGUCACCAUGGGCCAAUUUAUACAAUUGCUUGUAAUGACAACAGCAUAAAUUCCUUCAUGGCAAAAUUUUCUAUUGUAAUAUACCUGUAUGUACCAUUGACUGCCAUAGUCUUAUCAUACUUGGGUAUUUUGUUGGCCUUUUCUAAGACUAAGAUAACAUGGGAGGGUCGUCUUAAACCACUCAAAACUUAAACCACUCAAAACUCAUCUGUUGAUAGUAGGAGUAUUUUUCCUUCCUGUAUUGAGUAUGUACCUUGCUGCUGUAACUUUUUCUCUUCAUCCUAAUGCUAGGUUAAUAAAUACUUCAUGAUCAUUAAUCAUUCCACCUAUGUUAAAUCCCAUCAUUUAUGUCUUGAACACAAAUGAAUUCAGGGGUAUGUGUAUGUAAGAUUGGAAUGGAAUGACACCCUGCACUUACACCAACCAUUUUUGGAUAAGACUGAAGAUUGGUGAUUUAUUGGUUCCUCUGUUUGAAAACAUACAUUGACAACAUACAGACAAAGGUCUUUGAAUCUCAUUCCAGAUAUAGUCCCCCCUUUCGUACUAUAAUAACCUCCAUUAUUCUGGGAAAUAUUGUGUACUAGAAUGAACUUUUCACACACUAUUCAUGUUGACAAAUUAUUCAUCAGCUCAUAACC